AUGACAGAUGAAGAAAAAUACUUUAUAGUUGUAUUUGAUGAAAUUAGCAUAAAAAAAUACUUGGGAUAUUCAAAAUAUUUGGAUAUUGUAGAAGGGUUUGAAGAUUUGGGGCAUAAAGGCAGAACUAAUCAAAUAGAAUCGUUAGCUAUGGAUCACCUAACCAAAUUUAUUCAAUUAAGACCUCUAAAAUCUAAAACUGCAGAAGAAGUUGCACAUCACUUAUUAAAUAUAUUUCUUAUUUUCGGAGCGCCAAAUAUUUUACAUUCCGACAAUGGACGAGAGUUCGUAAAUAAAGUUAUAUCAGAGCUGUGUUCAAUGUGGGAUGGUGUGAAAAUUGUGCAUGGUAAACCACGUCACAGCCAAACWCAAGRAUUCAUYGAAAGGGCAAACCAAGAUUUCCAAAAUAUACUGAGAGCUAUGAUGGAAGAUAAUGAAAUAUAA
Molecule: messenger RNA, 441 nt
Organism: Diuraphis noxia (Russian wheat aphid)
Lineage: Eukaryota; Metazoa; Arthropoda; Insecta; Hemiptera; Aphididae
Product: KRAB domain-containing protein 2 pseudogene
Source: RefSeq, a predicted model, not a curated record